UCGUUAGUGUCGCCAAACAUGCUGAAUGUAUCUACACAGUGUUUAAUGUUGAAUUUUAGAUAUAUAAAUUUGAAGUCCUGGAAUGAAAUAGAAUUAAACACAUAAUGCUAGAAGGGAAGCGUUUAUGUUAUGCAACUCGAUUGAUUAUUAGACUUGAGCUAAUCGGGUUACGACUAUUGGUAAAAUGAUUAAGCUCAAAUUAUUUGAUGAAUGCGAUGUUUAGAAAAACAGAUUAAAAUAAUCGAUAGUUUUAAGUUGGACUUAGCUAAUGUUACCACAAUUUUUCCAAUACACGAACACGUCAAUAAACGACUGUGAUAUACUUAAAAUGUUAAUUUUGAUAUGAGACGAAAAAGUGUGAUUAGCCUCUUAAAAUAUGAACACCUUGAGAUAAUUGUAAGUUCGUUUAUGGCGUAUCACCACGGAUAUAGUGGAAAUAUUUUGUGAUCAAGCGGAGCAAUAAUUUAUCAGAUCGAAACCUUGGGUCGAUCGUGUUUACAUUCGGUGUUGUAUUGACACAAGGUUGGUGUAAAGAAUUAUAUUGACCUGAGACCUCGAUGAACGGAGGAAAUUACUUUUUCAAGUUCCGAUAUAAUUGGAUACGAAAUCGAAGGACAGAUUUUUGCACUAACCGGUACUGUGUUUACGUCGAUUUUAAUACCAUGACUAAAAAUGCAUAGGUUCACAAAUUCAUACAGGGUCAUGUAAGUUUAUGCAAAACUAAGUUUAUCUUUUUGGCGAAAACAAUUUGAUAAAUAGCUGGAAAAGUUAUACUUAAAAAAAUAAUGAAUUUUUCGAAGUUUCGGCAAACCGGCGAACUGUCGGAUAUAACGGUAGUCGUGGACGAUACGGAGUUUAAACUUCACAAGUUCCCGCUCUAUGCCAAGUCCGAUUUUUUCUGCGCGCUUGCAAAGAGCCCGGGAACGGAUUGUAACCGCGUAGAGCUUAAGGAAUUUCCGGGAGGACCGGAAGCGUUCGCCGUGGUAGCGGACUUUUGCUACAACAUGAAAGUUGAUCUCACAAAGACCAACGUGGUACACAUCCGGUGCGCAGCGGAGGUUCUGCAGAUGACCGGAUCCGGGAACCUUUCGGAGGUGUCGGAUAAAUUCCUCCAGGAUACUAUAACCUCGGCGAAAAUGAGUCGGUCCACGUCGGCUAUUGCGUCCCUACUGAUCUCGUGCAUGACUGCGACAGCAGUGGCCGAGAAGGCUGAUAUCGUGAGCGCGUGCUGUGACGCGCUCGUCGACUGUUGGUCUAAGCCCCCCACAAAAUUCAGCACGCCCUCCGUGUCUAAGAAAGGCUCGAACGAGAAGUCAGACGAGAGCGUCUGGGUCCUGCUCGGGUUGCCCGUGCCUUGGCUGGUGAAGCUGCUAGCUCUCGCGAGAGUGAAGGGGUCAAAGAGUGGGGUAACUGUUGAACUCGCAACAAAAUACGUAAACCUUUUCAUUGACAAGUCCGAUGCUGAGGAUAAAAUGUACGAUUCAAAGAAAGGCGACACGAGUGAUACCAAACCCGCUAAGGGCGCCCGGGGAGCGCAACAGGAAGUUGACCUUGUAAAGGACGCUCGGCAGGGGAUGAAGUCAAAGAAGAAGAACGAAUCGGGUAAGGUGCUGGACGCCAUUAUCAGUGAGAUGCCGGAAGAGUCUUUUUCCGAUCCCAGCAUAACCACGGACUGGAUUACCAAAGUGCUUAAGUUCGCCACCGCUCACGGCUGCAAGUGCCGCCCUGUCCUGGUGCGCAUAGCCGGGGAGCGUCUUAACAGCCUAUCUGCAGACGAUCUCUGCAUCAUCUCGCCCUCGGUGCUGAAAGACAUUGUUUCCGAGUCUUGCAACGGCGACGCCACCCAGGGACUUAAGGCGUGUCAGCUGAUGGAGAAUUACAUGAACGAGAUGGCGCGAAAGGGAGUCCUCACCGCUGAAACGUACAAAACAUUGGUUACUUCCGGCCCUGCGGACGCCCGGAAGUCCCAUGAUUCGCUGUAUGGAAUUCUGGAAUAUGUUCUAACAGCAGAGAAAGAUAAACUGACCCAGGAACAGAAAAGUGGGCUUAUGGACACCGUCAACUUCUCGCUCCUCACUGAAGCGACGCUAAAGCGCGCCUUCGAGACGCAGGUGGUUCCGGCCGCCAUGGUUGCCAAGGGCGCCUUGUCGCUCUGCUCAAGAUUAAAGAGCGAACUCGAGUCGGCCAAGAACACGGUCUGUCGCCAAGAGGACGAGUUGCAGCGGCUGCGGCGCGCAAAAACUGUGACGCCACAAAUGACGUCAUCACCACAAAAAGAAACAGAAUCAAGUCAUUCCAGUUUUUCGGAAUUACCGGUAAGAGACAUCGCCGCCUCCGGUGCUUCCAAUCACGUGAUAGACCACACCGGAAGUAUCAGCCCGGUCGCCCCAAGCACGGAGGACGUUUUGAUGGCGGCGAGAAACAAACUGGCGUCAUCCGUCGCCGCGUACAACACCUUCCGGCCGCUCUCGGCGGACCGGGAGCCAGAGUACGCCUACGAAGACGACAUGACUCUGGAUUAUAAAUACGACCGCCACAUGCGUUCCUAUGACAACGCGAGGAACAAGACGACGCGCACUGCUACGUUUCGGUCUUCCUAUCUUUACCCGCACAGAAUGUAGACCGGAACAGGAAGUACCCCUCCCUGAGCGAGUCCGCGUCCACUUCAAGCCAGCACAUCGGUUCUAAGUCACUGUAUAGCAUUUCGCAUUUAUAAACGGGUUGCAGUACUUGUGUACAUGGCCUCCAGACAAUAGUUGUGCACUGCCGAACUACCGCAUUAUCAAUGUUGCGUGGGAGACUAAAGUAUCUGUUAAAGAGGCGUAUUACGCCCGAUCAUAAACAUAGCCUAGGAACCCGUCUUAACAAGAAUCGUAAGCCAAAGUGAUGUUAGGAUAUUUUUUUGUGUAGUUUCACGCAUCCCUUGAACAAAGAUGGACGUAUUUUUUAAAUGAAAACAAGUUAUUAUUUUCUAACAAAUAUCCUACAUUUCAGGAACAUCUUAAAUCUUCACACAAUUCAGUCGUAACUUAAGCUCGUCGUAAGUUCUUAAAUACACAUGGUCAAUAGUCCCAGUGUCAGUGGGGUAACAGAGUGGCCUUAUUGUUGUGAUUCGAACGCAAGAUCUAUCGACCUGCAAUAGUUUCCCGUCUAGAGAAGUGAUAACCAAUACACGCGAUAUCAUGAGAACUUGUCUGACUUAAAUUACAAAAUUUUGGGACAAUUUCUCCAAAUUUGUCGCGAUUUAAUUACGGUAUUCGUUACGUGAAUGACAUUCGUGCAAAUCUCUGACGAAUAUUAUCUCAUUUUAGAAGGUGUGAACAUUCUAUUUCGCGAGAAACGGGUAUAUGUGAUAAUCCACACAGAAAAUUAAUGGCUUUAAUGCAUUCAAAACGGAUGCCAUUACAAUACAGUCAGAAAAUUCAUAUUUGUAAAAAAAAUGAUGAGUAGAACGCAUGAUAACAUCUGGGCCCGUAUACACUAACCAAUUAUAUGACUUAAAAAUAAACAAAAUUCUAAGAUACAAAAUAAUACGUUGCAUUUUAUCAUUAGAACAUUUCAGUUUCAAGAACAUUAUUUGAGCCUUGUUCUGGCAAAACUGGGCUUAAUACAUGUGCUCAAAGUUUCAUCCCAGAUUAGCCUGUGCAGUCCACACAGGCUAAUCUGGGACAACACUUUCCGCCUAAACUUUGUAAGGAGGGACUUCCUUGAAACUAAAAAUACCAUAACAGCGGAAAGUGUCGUUUUUGAUUAGCCUAUGCGGACAGCACACGCUAAUCUGGGACGACACUUUACGCACAUGCAAUGGGCCCAGUUUUCUCAGAACGCUGCUCACUUUAGACUUAAGUCUCAGAAUUGGUUGUUGAAUAUGAACCCUAGGAAAAUGAGAUCGAACUAAUCAAAGAUUCGGAAAAUUUUAUUUGUGAAAAAUACAAAGCGCACUAACAAUUAUAUGUGAGGGUGCUUAAUCUGGAGAAUCCCGAGGUACUUUUGGAAAGUUUUUUUUCAUAGAAAAUUAUAAAUAAUAAAGUUUUCUCUUUGUUACUUGUACACGCAUUUAAAACAAUCAAGUUAAUAGAUGUGUUUGCAUGUUGAUAGAUUUUCUACAAUCAAUACGCAUUUCGUUGACUUGCAAUGCGUGAAUGAUGUUGGUUUUUAAUUUGUUAGUUAUUAGACUAGAAACGGCCAGUUGUAGUAUUACGUUCCUUCAGAGCGACGUCAUGCUUGCGAUUUUUAGAUCGGCGGAUUUUGAAUUUAUUAGUUCAUGUAGGCCUACACGCAGUAGUAAGUUUUUGAAUUUAUCUAUUCUUUAAGAAACGUAGAUGUGUUGAAAGAGUUUUUUGUCAUCAAAGCGGUAUCUGUGAUAUGAUUAUCGAUCUAUCGUCGAUCAUGCGUGUUUAUUACUUGUCCUCCAGCAGCGCUUUAAUUAAUUGUUCAUUAAAUAACGUGUUACGUAUUUUUCUUCAAUCGAUAACCUCGGUCUAUUUAGGAAGAGAACUAUUAAUCGUUUAUUGAUACCGGUACAUCUUUGGCUUAUGUCUUCUUUUCCAACUUUAGCUUGUCCUGGUGUUUAUUACAAUGUGUUUCCAUCUAAAUCGAUAAACGAAGGAACUAGUCUAAUCACACCUUUCACUUACGGUGUAUGAAAUUUAACAAGGGAUUUCGAUUUUUCGGUUUUGCUGAUAUUUUAUUGAAGGUACUUUAUUGAAGAGGCUUGUUCAUAGAUUGCCGAAAUGACACUUGUCCAACUUAUUUACACCGAUAAAAAAAGAUAAAAGAACGCUCUACACCUGGAAGCGAAAUAACAUUGAUGACAUGACUCCUACUGAUAGUACACUUUCGAUUACGAGAAAUCAUCAUUUGAUAUUAUGAAAAUUAUCAAGUAUUACAAACACGAAAUAAUAUUCUUUAAUUACUUCUAUUGUUUUCGUUAUAUUUUGUGGAUUCGCUUAUGCAUAAAAGUAUUGAAUUAAAUGUGGAAUUUACGAAACCGGAUAUUCUGGUAGUUCAGGCGAUAGUUUUUAAUCUAACGGUAACUAGUUCGAGACCGAUUUGGCAAUUGUGUUACUUUCUAAAAUUAUAUUCUUAUUAUUAUAUUGGCCGUCUCUUUCUCGGCUGUUUACAUUUAUUAAUUUUAAAACAUGUCUGAAAGAACGUAAAAUUGCAAACCUGUGUGAACAAGUCUCUUUCAAUCUUUUUCAUAAUUAUAUUUCGUGAACUAACACAUGCAUGUUAUUUUAACUUUAUCUUAUAGCACCUUGCAUUAUGAUUGUAAUAAUUAUAAUUUCGCGUAACUCUCGAGUAAGAAUUGUUGUAAUAUACAGCGAAUAUAUUAUGCUUGAUUAAGAGUGUAUCAAUAAAAGUUCAUUCUUACAUAUUCAUUAACACGGCCAAAAUGCAUGUACAUGUAUUGUUUUUCUUUUACACGUAUUGAAAAGUAGUGUUAAUUUAUUAUAAACAAUGGUUAUAAAAACUAUAGUUUUGUAAUUACAAUAAUUGACUUUGAUUUUGUUAGGACUUUUUAAGCGUUACAAAUUAUUUAUUAUUUACAUUAUUUUGUGUAUAACAGUUAUGAUUUUGUUAUUUUUCACGGGAGCAUUUCCAGAAUUGUAUUUAUGAUAAAAGCAUAAAGAAUUCUCUGCCUUUU
Molecule: messenger RNA, 5647 nt
Organism: Dreissena polymorpha
Lineage: Eukaryota; Metazoa; Mollusca; Bivalvia; Myida; Dreissenidae
Exons: 4
Coding region: 786-2621 (611 amino acids)
Molecular function (GO): protein binding
Source: RefSeq, a predicted model, not a curated record